This is a messenger RNA of Monosiga brevicollis MX1, 411 nucleotides long. RefSeq lists its product as uncharacterized. Bases 1 to 411 code for a protein of 136 amino acids. Gene Ontology annotation, cellular component: cytoplasm. NCBI's taxonomy places the organism in Eukaryota, Choanoflagellata, Craspedida, Salpingoecidae. The transcript is spliced from 3 exons. Gene Ontology annotation, biological process: cell surface receptor protein tyrosine kinase signaling pathway. The record is from RefSeq and is a predicted model, not a curated record.
AUGCUGCGUCGGCGGAACGGUUGCUCUGGUCUAGGCCACUCGGACAAGGCCGUCUGGGAGCUGCGCUAUCUGCGGCGCUUUGGCUACGAUAAAAAGUAUUUCUCUUUUGAAGCUGGUCGUCGCUGCACAGACGGACCGGGCAUCUGGGCCGUUAGCACCCCAAAAGCCAAAGAGCUCUUUAGCAUGGUUGAUUUCUAUGUGAACAAGAAUCCAUACAAGGGCGUGGGCACUGCUGGCAGCGGCGAACCCAAGAAAUUGGCUUACGCACAGCUUGAUCUCUCCUCGAAAGCAGCUUUCAAGAUCGCCAAAGGGAACGGUGCCGGCAAGGGAAAAGCCACCACUUCUUAUGCUGAAUUGGACUUUGAGCAGAUGGACGCCAUGGCCGACGGCAAUCAAGGCGUGGCAUUGUAG